This is a messenger RNA of Cladocopium goreaui, 1332 nucleotides long. NCBI's taxonomy places the organism in Eukaryota, Dinophyceae, Suessiales, Symbiodiniaceae. The record is from the annotation of a GenBank genome assembly.
AUGGGCGCAACCGAGUCGCACUGGGCGCCAUUCUCCCGCGUCGCCGAUCCUGAGAGCCAGCGCCAGAAUCGCCCACCCCAUGAGUUUCCCAAUGGCUCCGUGUACGAAGGCCAAUGGGUAGGACCUGCAAGAGAGGGACAUGGAGUACAGAGGUGGCCGGAUGCCGCCUGCUACACCGGUCAGUGGGUCAAGGACAAAGCGCAGGGCAUGGGAAAAUUCGUACACGCUGCCGGUGAUUGGUACGAAGGUCAGUACUUGGACGACAUGCAGCAUGGCUAUGGAGUGGCGAUGUAUAUGGACGGCUCGAAGUACACUGGAAACUUUUGGUGCGACAAGCAUCAUGGGGAUGGCGUUGAGGUUUGGCCAGAUGGAAAGCGAUUCCAGGGCACCUAUUACCAGGGGAUCAAGCAUGGCGAGGGCACUUUUCGGUGGCCGGAUGGAUCUAGUUACAUUGGCAAUUUCGAAGCAAACAACCUGAGCGGCAUUGGUACGUAUUCAUGGGCAGAUGGCCGGAGUUACACUGGUGAGUGGGAGAAGAAUACCAUGCACGGCAAAGGCACCUUUUCAUAUGGAGAUGGUCGAUCGUACACUGGCGACUUCUUUGAGGAUGUGAAGCACGGUCACGGUGUCUUCAGCUGGCCCGAUGGCAGGCAAUAUGCUGGUGAAUGGAAGAAUGGCAAGCGCCAUGGCAAGGGCAGGUAUCCCCAGUCCUCAGCAAUCAAAGUAGAUUGUUCCCCGCCAUUGCCCAUGAUGCUCUUCACCACCCUCCUGUUGAGCGCCUUUGCCGCUGGCUACCAUUUGCCUGAGCCUCCCAAUUGCAGUGAAGAAGAACUCAUGAACGGCUACAAUCACACUCUUCGUGGCGGGUGGAUGGACCUCAGUAUGUAUACCACAUGGCCACGCGACAUCAACCAUCACCAGGACCCUAUCAACUUCACUCAAGCGGCAGGCAUUUGCACGGAAAAAAAUCUGGCCAAUGCAUCAGGAAAUGAAUCACUCUUCUGUAUCAGCACCCCGCUUCCUUUCUUCAGCCAGUGCCUCCGUGUCAAGAAAUCGAUCCCUUUGAACGUGACCAAUGUGACCAAUGUUCUUUCGUCCUGCCACGACUUUGAAUCCAUUGGAACGGACGUCCUGAACGAGGCGAAGUUUCCUUUCGAGAGUCGCUUCUGCCACAAGUCCCUGCAUGGUGACCUCACGAGGCUCCUUUUAGUGGGCACUCGUCAAGGUGCGGAGCGAUGGAUUGUGGAUGACGCGCAGUUUGUCCCUGAACGUGACACUGGCGUGCUUCAUUGCUUUCUUUUGCCUGCACGGGAUGAGAGGUUCCCAGCUUGA